Molecule: messenger RNA, 570 nt
Organism: Emiliania huxleyi CCMP1516
Lineage: Eukaryota; Haptophyta; Isochrysidales; Noelaerhabdaceae
Exons: 1
Coding region: 1-570 (189 amino acids)
Biological process (GO): chloride transmembrane transport
Molecular function (GO): chloride channel activity
Source: RefSeq, a predicted model, not a curated record
AUGCAGAUGAUCACCCUGAUGCUGAUCAAGCCGCUCUAUGAGCUCCCUCUGCAAAUCCUUCUCCCGCGGCUCACAAACAGGCUCAACUUACUGAGGCGCAAGCGUUCCAUCCGGCAGAGCCGCGGAGAGGGGUGCUGCGGCGGUCGCUGCGCCUGCAACGAUCAAUGCUGCAGCAGCGGCUGCUGUGGCAGAGGUGGCGUGGAGUCUGCCGACGGCGAGGGUGCCAAUGAUAGCGCCGUGGCGUCCCUAACGAGCCGGAUCGAGCGACAGAUCGCGCUGCCGGCCUUUGGCGGAACCGUUGCCGAGUACAACAGCAAGGUUGUGCAAUUCGGGCUGAUUGCCUGCUUCUCGGCCGUCUUCCCGCUCGGCACGGCACUCGCGAUGGUCGUCAACUUCAUUGAACUCCGCGUCGACGCACACAAGCUCGGUCACAACACGCGCCGUCCUAAUAUCGUUGACGAGGUAGUCCUCCCCUUCCCACCGGAAAACCUGUCCAAGAAGGUCUGUCGAGCCAACCAGUCGUUUAGCCAGGCCGGGCGGCACUUGGAGCACUUGGAGUGCAGUCAGUAA